Microplitis demolitor is the source of this 810-nucleotide messenger RNA. RefSeq names its product GATA zinc finger domain-containing protein 14-like. Lineage: Eukaryota; Metazoa; Arthropoda; Insecta; Hymenoptera; Braconidae. The transcript has a single exon. The record is from RefSeq and is a predicted model, not a curated record. The annotation marks the transcript as partial.
AAUAAUAAUAAUAAUAAUAAUAAUAAUAAUAAUAAUAAUAAUAAUAAUAAUAAUAAUAAUAAUAAUAAUAAUAAUAAUAAUAAUAAUAAUAAUAAUAAUAAUAAUAAUAAUAAUAAUAAUAAUAAUAAUAAUAAUAAUAAUAAUAAUAAUAAUAAUAAUAAUAAUAAUAAUAAUAAUAAUAAUAAUAAUAAUAAUAAUAAUCAUAAUAAUAAUAAUAAUAAUAAUAAUAAUAAUAAUAAUAAUCAUAAUAAUAAUAAUAAUAAUAAUAAUAAUAAUAAUAAUAAUAAUCAUAAUCAUAAUAAUAAUAAUAAUAAUAAUAAUAAUAAUCAUAAUCAUAAUAAUAAUAAUAAUAAUAAUAAUAAUCAUAAUCAUAAUAAUAAUAAUAAUAAUAAUAAUAAUAAUAAUCAUAAUAAUAAUAAUAAUAAUAAUAAUAAUAAUAAUAAUAAUAAUAAUAAUAAUAAUAAUAAUCAUAAUAAUAAUCAUAAUCAUAAUAAUAAUAAUAAUAAUAAUAAUAAUCAUAAUCAUAAUAAUAAUAAUAAUAAUAAUAAUAAUAAUAAUCAUAAUAAUAAUAAUAAUCAUAAUAAUAAUAAUAAUCAUAAUAAUAAUAAUAAUAAUAAUAAUAAUAAUAAUAAUAAUAAUCAUAAUAAUAAUAAUAAUCAUAAUAAUAAUAAUAAUAAUAAUAAUAAUAAUAAUAAUAAUAAUAAUAAUAAUAAUAAUAAUAAUAAUAAUAAUCAUAAUAAUAAUAAUAAUCAUAAUAAUAAUCAUAAUAAUAAUCAUAAUAAUAAUAAUAAUAAUCAUAAUAAUAAUCAU